Molecule: messenger RNA, 1695 nt
Organism: Fusarium verticillioides 7600
Lineage: Eukaryota; Fungi; Ascomycota; Sordariomycetes; Hypocreales; Nectriaceae
Product: Fe-Mn family superoxide dismutase
Exons: 3
Coding region: 241-858 (205 amino acids)
Biological process (GO): superoxide metabolic process
Cellular component (GO): mitochondrion
Molecular function (GO): superoxide dismutase activity; metal ion binding
Source: RefSeq, a predicted model, not a curated record
CAAGCUCCCCCGAUUCCCAUUCGGCAGACCCGACAUUGCCGUCCCGAUCAGCUCUUUAACCAACCCCGACCCCUCCCUCCGCUCGACUCGACUCGACUCUCCUCGACUUUUUUUGACAUCAUCGUCAAUUGCAUUUAUCACAAGCUUGCCUAUAAUACUCUUCAAAAUGGCUUCCGCUCUCCUCCGUUCACUCCCGCCCUCCGCGCCGGCCUGCGCGCCCGCUCAACCCCUCUCGCCACCAUGGCCACAACCAGCUUCGUGCGCAACAAGGCUACCCUCCCCGAUCUUCCCUACGACUAUGGCGCUCUUGAGCCUUACAUCUCCGGCCAGAUCAUGGAGCUUCACCACUCCAAGCACCACCAGACCUAUGUCACCGGCUUCAACAACGCUACCGACGCCCUCGCUGAAGCCCAGCACAAGAACGACGCCAAGGCCGCUGCUGCUCAAGCUCCUCUGAUCAACUUCCACGGUGGUGGCCAUGUUAACCACUCUCUCUUCUGGGAGAACCUUGCUCCCAAUGGCAAGGGCGGUGGUGGUGAGCCUGAGGGCAAGCUUCUGACUGCUAUCAACGAGGACUUUGGCUCCUUCGACUCCUUCAAGAAGCAGACCAACGCUACUCUCGCUGGCAUCCAGGGCUCCGGCUGGGCCUGGCUCGUCAAGGACAAGAACUCUGGCACUCUGUCCAUUGUCACCCGACCCAACCAGGACCCCGUCACUGGCACUCUUGAGCCUCUUCUCGGUAUUGACGCUUGGGAGCACGCUUACUACCUCCAGUACCAGAACCGCAAGGCUGAGUACUUCAGCGCCAUUUGGGAGGUCAUUAACUGGGGCACUGUUUCCAAGCGAUUCGAGAAAUAAAUAUGUUCGUGUUAGCUAAGUACAAAGCCCAAAAGUGUUGAAGGGGGAAAAUAGCGAUAACGUGUACGCAACCAAGGUCGGCGUUUCGUGACCAUGCGUCGCCUGUUUGUUUGUCAAGAUACCGAGUGUAUAGUACCUUGAGGUUUAAUAAGAGAACUUGAAAAGAGUCGAUACGUGCAGUCUCCAGAAGGCAAGAAAUGAGACGGAUGUUCUUGGUGAUGAUGCCUCAGGUGAAGUUAGUAUAUCUGAGGCCGAAUUUCAGGCUGGUUUCAACAAUUUUAUUGAAUAUCGGAAGCUUCCCGGCUCCCUGCUGAGCCUUCAACCAGGGCUUACAAUAUCUGAUGCCCCAUCCAUGAUUCCAUCGUCACAUCCCAUAGGGAUUCGCCAAACCAGGAGUUGUGGCUCUUUCCGAUAGCCCCGAUCAAUCAGCCCGCACAUCUUCAAAACAUAAAACUUCAUCAUUUGCUGGAAAAUACACCGAGGCCUUCCGAUUUCGCUCACGUAUUGCGUCUACUUGACGUCAGUCAGAGCCAAAACAUUGCCUCAGCUUGCCAAACAAAAAACAGCCGUGUCACAGGCCCUCAAGAUCAGGGCUGCUGACAUCUCGCAAUUCCCUGGUAGGCAGCCAACUCAGCCGGGAACGCCUCUUCAAAGAUCUCAGCUGCGUAGCUGUACCAGUCACUGUUCGCCUCGGAAGUUCUGGCCUCGAAGAACCGUGCGUACUCCCACCAAACUGGAUACUGUCCUGCGCAGUCCCAACCAAGGAUCCAGCUGAUGAGGUUGUUGGAGAAACAAUGUUCUUGGGGCACAAGGCCCCAUGGGUGAGCACCGAAGGAU